This is a messenger RNA of Ipomoea nil (Japanese morning glory), 3819 nucleotides long. RefSeq lists its product as uncharacterized. The transcript has 3 exons. Gene Ontology annotation, molecular function: nucleic acid binding; RNA-DNA hybrid ribonuclease activity. Lineage: Eukaryota; Viridiplantae; Streptophyta; Magnoliopsida; Solanales; Convolvulaceae. The record is from RefSeq and is a predicted model, not a curated record. The coding region runs from base 1 to 3819 and encodes 1272 amino acids.
AUGGUGUCCCGUAAGAAGCCCGAUUUCGUCUACUUAAUGGAAACAAAAGUAGAUCAGAGUCAUGCAGAAAGACUACGAGUAAAGAUUGGUUUUGAGGGUCUGUUUUAUGUGGAUCCGGAUAGGAGAGGGGGUGGCUUAGCAUUAUUAUGGAAAAAGAAUAAUACUGCUAGGCUGUUGAGUUAUUCAAAGAAUUAUGUGGAUGUGGAGGUAGCUAUAAGGGAGAAAGUAUGGCGAAUGACAUGUUUCUAUGGGUUCUCACAGAGGCAUAGACGCAGGGAGGCAUGGCAAUUGUUGAGUGGUUUAAGGGAUAAGUCUACACUGCCCUGGGUGGCUUUGGGAGACUUUAAUGAUUUGUUAUAUCAGCGCGAAAAGAAAGGGGGGAAUCCUCACCCGGAUAGUCUGCUGAGAGGCUUUGGAGAUGCUGUAUACAAUUGUGGGCUAGUCCAAUUGCCAAUGCGAGGUCACCAGUUUACAUGGGAGAAGGGGAAAGGGACUGAUAGGUGGAUGGAGGAAAGGCUGGAUAAGGUGUUGGUGUCUACACGAUGGACUACUAUGCAUACUGAGGGCCGCAGACAUGGGGGACCGAAACGAUUUCUCUUUGAGAUGGCAUGGGUUCAUGAUGACGGUUGUCGGGGGGUGGUGGAGACUGCCUGGCAGGAUAGUAGGGAUAAGGGGCUGUUGAUUUGUCAGCAGCAUUGUGGAGGAAGGCUAAUGCGGUGGGGUGGGGAGCAUUGUCAUAAGUUUGGUGACCGCAUAAAGCAAUUGAGGAAAGAGCAAGAUGAGCUGCGUCACAGACGAGAUUCGGCUGCGUUGGCCGAGUUUCGCGAUAUUGAGGAAAGACUGGGACAGUUGGAGAUGCAGGAGGAUGUAUUUUGGAGGCAGCGGGCGAAGCAGCACUGGCUGCAUGGUGCGGACUGCAAUACCAAAUUCUAUCACAGGUACGCUUCCGCUCGUAGAAGGAAAAAUUAUAUUCCUAGAUUAAAAAAUGAUGUGGGUGCAUGGGUGGAGGGGGAUAAUAUGAGGAAAGUUGUCUUGGAGUAUUAUGCUGCUAUUUUUACAUCGUCAAACACUGAAUGUGAGGAUCCCAUGCUUGAUAAUUUUGCCCCCCGUGUGACUAGUGAGCAGAACACUAUGCUCCUUCGCCAGUUUGAAUUAGAGGAGGUCAGGAGUGCUUUAUUUGCAAUGUUCCCUGACAAAGCACCAGGACCAGAUGGUAUGAACCCUGGGUUCUACCAGGAAUAUUGGGAUAUUGUAGGGGGAGAUGUGUCUGAAUUUAUUGUGAAUUGCUUAAACUCAGGCUCGCUGCCUGAGGGAUUGAAUGAUACUAAUGUGGUUUUAAUUCCGAAGAAAGAUGUGCCUGAGACAGUAGCUGAUAUGAGACCAAUAGCACUGAGUAAUGUUCUGUACAGAAUCAUGGCGAAGGUAAUAGCCAAUAGGAUGAAACCACUUAUGGGGAACCUCAUCUCAGAGGCCCAGAGUGCUUUUAUUCCUGAGAGACUUAUUACUGAUAAUAUUUUAAUAGCUGCAGAGGUGGGGCAUUACUUAAAUAGAAAGCAGUGUGGUAGGAAAGGGUGGGCGGCAUUGAAGUUGGAUAUGGCCAAGGCAUAUGAUAGGAUGGAAUGGCGGUUUUUGAGAAGGAUGUUGGAGGUAAUGGGUUUUGAUGACCAGUGGAUUAAUUUGUUAAUGCAGUGUGUUACUACUGUCCAGUAUAACAUCCUGAUUAAUGGUGUUAAUAGUGGGGGUGUAACGCCAACCAGGGGACUGCGACAGGGAGAUCCUUUGUCUCCAUAUUUAUUUCUCAUAUGUGCUGAAGGGUUAAUCUACGUUGUUGCAAAGAGCGCAAAUGGCUGGCUUAAUACAUGGCUGCAGACAAAUGAUAGAGAGGCAGAAGUAAUUAAACAGUGCCUGGGACGAUAUGAGGAGCUUUCAGGACAAAAGGUAAACUAUCAUAAGUCCAGUGUCUGUUUUAGCAGAAAUACCAGUGUGGAGGAUAGGGAAGUGGUGGCAAGUUGCUUACAGGUAAACCAGGCACCCAACUUUGGGAAAUAUCUGGGGUUACCAUCUUUUGUGGGGAGAAAAAAGAGGGCAGUGUUCUCAUAUAUUGAGGAUAAGAUAAAACAGAGAAUAAGCUCAUGGAACAAGAAAUUUUUGACACAGGCAGGGAAGGAAAUUCUAUUGAAACGCGUGGCACAAUCUAUGCCUACCUUUUCAAUGAGUGUCUUUUUGAUUCCGGACACAGUGUGUUUAUCAUUCCAGAGAACAAUGAACAAGUAUUGGUGGGGCACUGGUAUGGAUAGAGGAAUACACUGGAAAGCUUGGGAUAAGUUGAGUAUCCUAAAGAAAUAUGGAGGAAUGGGAUUUAAAGAUCUCAAGAAUUUUAAUUUAGCAAUGUUGGGAAAGCAGGCAUGGCGCCUACUCACAAGUCCAGACACACUUGUUGCAAAAGUCUAUAAGGCAAGGUACUAUCCGAAUACCACUUUUAUUGAUGCCAAGAUAGGAGGAUGCCCAAGCCACUCAUGGAGAAGUAUUAUGGCAGUUCAUGACAUGGUGGUGGCACGGGUGGGCAGGAGGAUAGGGGAUGGUAAAACGACACUAAUCUGGGGACACCCAUGGUUACCUGAUAAUCCUAGCCCUUUGGUGCAGACUGAUAUGCCUGUAGAGCUCAGGCAUGCUAAAGUGGUAGGUUUAAUAGAUGAACAAACUGCUACCGGGGACCCACAUAUUUUAUCAGAUUUAUUUGAUGAGGAGGAUGUGAGUCGAAUACUGAGGAUACCUGUCAGUCCAGGAUAUGAGGACUCAUGGUAUUGGCCUGAUGACCCCAAUGGGGUAUAUACAGUUAAAAAUGCUUACAGAAACAUUAUGGGUAUUUAUGAUCACUCAUCCGGGGAUUUUGAGAAAUGGACUAAAAUGUGGGGAAUGAAAAUACCCCCAAAAUGGAAGACUUUUUUAUGGAGAGCAAUUUGUGAUAUUCUUCCAACAACUAACAACUUGAUUAUAAAGAGGGUGGAAGUGGAUCCCACAUGCCAAAUGUGUGGGCUAGCGCAUGAGAAUGUUAUGCAUACAUUCAUCAAUUGUGAUUAUUCUAGACAUGUUUGGAAUAUUUCAGGAUUGCCAAUAACAAAUAUUGUUGUCAACUCAUUCCCUGAGUGGCUAACAAUUGUGCUUACAAUGUUCACAGAGGACCAAAGUGCAGCGGUGGUGGCAUUGUUUUAUCGCUUAUGGAGGUGCAGAAAUUCAGCUGUAUGGGACGGCACAUUGCCACGCCCUACGGCGGCUUGGAGGCAGGCCACGGCGGCACUGCACUCCUACCAGCAAGUGGUGCGCCGCGGCUCGGCAUCCCUCACGGCAGCUACGGCGGAUGGCAGCGGCGGCUCUACCCCACGAUGUUAUGUGGAUGCGGGAUACCGGGAAGACACGGGAGAGGCUACAUACGGUAUUGUGUUGCUGUCUCCGGAGGGAUCUUUUCUUGCGGCAAAAAAUGGAAGAUUAUCGAAUUGCUUGUCACCAUUUAUGGCAGAGGCUUUGGCAUGUAAGGAAGCUCUAUCCUGGCUAUUGGAAAAAAAUAUAACAACAGUAUCCCUUCAAAUAGACUGUUUACAGCUCAGGAAUGCUAUACGACAGAGAUCAGAUAUCAUAAUGUCCUAUGUUGGAGUAAUAGUAGACCAAUGUAGGAAUUUAAUUUCGUCUUUUAAUUAUGUCUUGUUUAAUCAUAUUUCUAGGCAGAUUAAUGCGCAUGCGCAUACGUUAGCUUCGUUAGCUUUUGUUCAGGAUCAAGCUAUGUAUUGGGAUGUAUCCCCCCAGACUGCACUGCAGCUUUGA